CACGCUUAACGUUGUUGCUGCUACUGCUCUUCAUCCGUGUGAACAACGUUAUCCGCUAUUUGACGUCGCAGUUGUGGCCGCUAGUAUAUUUCAGUGGAGUUGGAACAGUUUUAAAGACUUAAAAAAAGUUUGCAUAAGCCAUGAUUUGAGGUGUGAACAACGAAAACGUGCUCUCCCACAUACUGCACUCACACACCAAUCAUGUCUCAGUCUGAAUCCUGUUUGACGGUGUGGGACUGGUUAUGUGUUCUUCGCCUAGAGCAGUAUUCUGAAGCAUUUCGAAGCGCUGGGCUGGCAAAGUUACGACAGUGUCGAAACCUCACACCAGAUCAGCUGGAGCGGAUGGGCAUCACCCUGCCGGGUCACCAGAGACGCAUCCUGGCUAGCCUCAACAAAACACAUGGUAACAAUGACCCACAAUCUGACACACACUCUCACCUUGUACAGGCUGAGAGAGAUCAGAGAUUGGAAGAAACAGGACAUGCCAAAGGGUUGCCGAUAGAGAAACCUGUGCCUAUCCCAGUGGAAGAAAAACCUGUCAUUAAGGAAAGGGAGAAAAGAGACGGAGAGACAUCGAGACCUACGCCCAGGGAAAGAGAGAAACCUGUCCCCAGGGGGAGACAAGUGCCCAGGAUGAAAGAGGAAAGUGGAGAAGGAGAAGAGAAGAAGCCAGUUCCUGGACAAAGACAAACAGCACCUAGAGGAGGAAAAGAGGAAGAGAGGGAUGAAGAGAGGGGGAGGCCUGUGCCUAAAGAAAGGACAAGGUUUCGCUCUCCAAUGGACAGUGACACCAGCCCGCUUGUCCCUCCAACUUCAGACACCUCUUUACCCCCCGUGCCUCCACGGAGCACCCCCAACUGCCCUCCACAGCGCUUCACCUCUCCCCUGAACCCCUCACCUCCUGCUCGAACUCCUGUCUCACCCAAACCGGACAGACAUGCGGUUAAAGCCCCGCCUGUACAGAGCAGAUCUGUGUCCCUGAGCUCCACCCCCACCACCCCUACACAUGCACCUCUCCACCCUCCCAACUUCCCCUCUGCCCAAACUCGGCCUCAGACUUUAGCCAUUCAGCCACCUGCCCAUUUGGGUAGUGAUGGAGGAAGAAAAACUUCACCCGUCUCCCCCACUGCCUCCCACAGCGAUGAUGUAAAUGCUCCACCUCUCCCUCCAAAGGCAGGGGCAGUACCUAAAGGCCCUCCACCAAUCCCACACCGGCUUCCUGCACAGUCUCCCAGAACUCACAGCCCCAUUCCCACCAAGACGGUCUCCGAUGAGAUGCAGAAAGACCAAACUCCACAGGUCCCACCUCGCAUCAGGACACCACUAACUCUAGAAGACGCACAUCAGUCAACUCAACCGGACACUCAACCGGACACUCAGCCGGCUCUGCCUGCCAGGAGAGUCCCCCAACCUCCCCUUGAGUCCAGGUUGGAUUCACUCGAUGAUAGUUCUGAUGACUACGAGGAUCCAGACUUGUUUUACCCCAGUGCUCAUCGAAUGAGCGCACCAGACAGGGAUAUGUCUCUGCAAGUGCCCCGCAGGGCAAAGGGACGGUACAGUUCUUUGUGCAGUGAUGACGAGAUGUUGGAUGACGACGAUCUGGACGGGGACAUUGGCUCUCUACAAGGAAGCAUUUACCUGCCAAACACUGGCAGACUGGCUUCGGCCACUAAAGACGACAGCUCUCAGCUUGCUGCUGUCAUCAAGAUGGGCUGGCUGGACAAGAAUCCACCUCAGGGGGCCCUUUAUUAUCAGAGACGAUGGGUAAAGCUGGAUGUUGACUACCUGAGAUACUUUGACAAUGACAAGGAAGUGUAUUCUAAGGGGAUCAUCUCUACCGCCUUCAUCACUAAUGUGACCAGUGUGGGAGAGCUGAAGUUUGAGGUCGUCACAAGCAACCGGACAUUUAUCUUCAGGGCUGAAAGUGAAGUCGAGAGAAACGACUGGGUGGCUGUACUGCAGGACUGCACCAGGGGGCGCCAUCUGCGCAGCACCAUGAACCCCUGCUCACCUUUGACCCCGGAGUUUCAGGGCAAUCUGGAACUCAGAGGGUUACGCUGCAAAAUUUAUACCGUUGUCGCCUCAGAUAAAGUCUUCCUCUACAAAAACAUUGAGGACCAUCGUAUAGGAGUGGGUAUCACAUCCAUUGAGAUGAAUGUAGGAAAUGUUAAAGAAUCAGAUCGUCGUGGAUUUGAUCUCACCACACCUUACCGCAUAUUCAGUUUUAUCGCAGAGUCAGAGCAGCAGCGAGAGCAGUGGGUUGACGCCAUGCAGAACGCGAUAGGUGAGGCGCUGUCGAAUAGCGAGGUGGCGGAUCGGAUCUGGGCGGAGCCUAGCAACAGUCUCUGUGCCGACUGUGAGGCUCCCAAGCCGGAGUGGGCUGCCAUCAACCUGUGUGUGGUGAUCUGCAAACGAUGCGCAGGAGAGCACAGAGGACUGGGUCCUAGCAUCUCAAAGGUUCGUAGUCUGAAGAUGGACAGGAAAGUCUGGACAGAGGAGCUUGUACAGGUGUUCCUCUUGCUGGGCAACGAGCGGGUAAACAGUUUCUGGGCAGCCAACGUCCCGCCAAGUGAAGCUUUGAUGCCUUCUAGCUGCAGCGAAGAACGACGGCGCUUCAUCACCAACAAAUACCGCCAGGGCAAAUACAGGAAGUACCACCCUCUGUACGGGAACCAGAAAGAGCUCAAUAAUGCUCUUUGUAUAAAUGUGCAGUGCAGUGAUGUACUGGAGACCUUGAGCCUGAUUUUCUGCGGUGCAGAUGUAAAUUGUUCAACUGGUAUGGCAAGUUGGCCCUCGGCUAUCUCCCUGGCCAACGCACACUCACAACCCUUACAGGCUGAAUUGAUUAGCCACAACCUCAACACAGAGCUACCAAGGUCAGAGGUGGGCGGAGGCAUGGAGGCGGUACAUUACUCACCACCACCUUGUGUGUCUCACAAUGGCUUCCUGUUCAAGACUGCAUCCAUGGCUCGGGCUAUCACAGAACGCAAGGGCAAAGAAGAGUUCAGUCGUCGCUGGUGCACGCUGAAUGAUGGCACCUUCAGCUACUAUGAGAGUGACAAGAACUCGAACCCUAACGGAUCUCUGAAGGCUUCAGAGAUAGUCUGCUUGGCUGUCGACGCACCUGAGAGACAUGGGUAUGACCACACCUUUGAACUCUAUUCAGAGUCAGAGCGUCUCUAUCUGUUUGGCACUGAUGACCCAGACGGCCACAAGGAAUGGGUUAAGUCUAUUGCCAAGACCUUUAUCCCGGCCAGUGCAGAGCCUCUACUGAGGCUGGCUUUUGAGCGGAUUGGGCGGCUGAAGUGUAAAGACGGCUUGAACUUACAAACAUCCAAGGUUGGUUGGUUUGCUCUGGUGGGCUCCACGCUUCACGCCUACCUGGAGGACAGCCAGGGAGAGGAGAUCCACCUCCGCAAACUGAACGAACUCUCAAUUCAACAAGACAACGAGGUGCUGGUUCUGGUGGAGAGAGGCAGAACUCUGUACAUAGAGGGAGAGAGGAAGUUGGAUUUUGCCGGCUGGUCUGCGGCCAUCCAGGCAGCAGCGGGGAGUGGAGGCGACACACUGAGCCAGCAGCAGCUGACAGAGACAGACAUACCUGUCAUAGUCCACAGCUGCAUCGGCUACAUCACACAGUGCGGCUUGACCUCUGAGGGGAUAUAUCGUAAGAGCGGUGUGAACUCCCGCGUGGCAGGGCUGUGCGAGAGAUUCCGCCGUGAUGCUCGCAGUCUUCGUCUGAGGGAAGGAGAGCACCAGGUGGACGACGUCUCCAACACACUCAAACGCUUCUUCAGGGAGUUAGAAGAGGGACUGUUCACAUCAGAGGAUGCCAGCAACUGGCUCAGUGCUGCUGCCAUUCAGGAAGAAAGCGACAAAAUCUCCCAGUACCAGCUGCUGUUGAACAGACUGCCUCAUGUCAACAAGGCUACACUACAAGCCCUUAUCAACCACCUCUAUUGCGUGCAGCGUUUUUCUGAGCUGAACCAGAUGAACCUCCAUAAUCUGGCCAUAGUGUUCGGUCCCACGCUGUUCCAGGCCGACGGGAAGGACUUCACUGCUGGCCGCGCCGUAGAGGACCUCAUACAGCACUACACACGCAUCUUUGAGGUGGAUGAGCAGCAGCUAAAGAAGCAGCUAGAAGAGAUCACUGUUAUCAUCAAAGUACGAGAGAAACUCAGCACAAAGUUUCCUAGUACUGAACCUGGAGGGCACUUCAUCUGUACAGUGUACCUGGAGGAAAAGAAGGACACCGCAGAGCAACAUGUCAAGAUCCCGGGUUCUAUGACAGCAGUAGAGCUGAGCUGUGAGGUCCUGGAUCGGCGUAACAUCCGGGUUAAAGACAAAGACUACUGGAGCUGCUGGGAGAUCUGCGACAAGGAGGAAAUGGAGCGUCCACUGCACUAUCAGGAGCGAGUCUUACCCAUCCUGCACUCCUUUGGUACUGACUCCCAUCUGCUCAUCAAGAAACACUUCGCCAUGGAGGCGAUGAUGCUCUACCUGGCCAGUAAAGCGGAUGCAUCCAAACACGGGAUGAUGAAAUUCAGAGAAGAGCGAAGCAUUUUGGGAUUGGGACUCUCCUCUGGAAGUUUCCACGACCGAUAUUUCAUCCUAAAUUCCAGCUCUCUCAGGAUGUACAAGGAAGUCAGAAGUAACCGUCCAGAACGGGAUUGGCCAGUAAAAAACCUAAAGGUCUACCUGGGUAUUAAGAAGAAACUCCGUCCUCCUACUUGUUGGGGACUGACGGUCGUGUUUGAGAGUAAGAAACAAGAGAAGCCAGAGAAGCAGCAGUGGUAUCUCUGCUGUGACACCCAGUCAGAAAUGAGGGAGUGGUAUGCUACUUUUCUCAGUAUCCAGUACGACGGCAACGUGUGGCCUCAGGACGGACUCCAGCAGACACGAGUGAGCCGCGUGUUGCCGGACACGCGUCACGGUAAUGUGUCACUGAUACCGCUGCGUGGCAGUGAGAAUGAGAUGCGGAACAGCGUGGCAGCUUUCAGUCAGGACCCGCUUGCUCUCUUUAGAGAUGUUCGAUAAUGGUCGCUGCAGGGAAGGGCGAACAGUCAGCAUCUGAACAUUCCAGUGACAUCAUCAUUCUGCGACUGUAAGGGCCAGAAUGACGGACACUCGUACUGUAUGUGGAUUAUGGCCUUUUAGACUGCCAUCUGCUCUUUUUGAAUAUGAACUGGACCAAAAAGAAAAACGGACAAACAGGAUCCCAUGUAAAAUAUAACCUACACUGGUCUCGCUGCACAGAUGAAUUUGACUUGACUUGAUGUACAGGAGAAGCAGCUGGGAGCUGCGGCAGUUUGAUGGACUACAAUCACUCGCUUCCAGCUCGAUGUCUCCGCCCAGCGUUCCACUGUUUCCAUUGGUCAGUGGCUGGUGACUCAAUCACUGCAUUGCAUUAUGGGACGAAAGCAGGAAAGACAUGCUGAGAGAAACCUUAAUUUCUUAUAUAAUUUAGUCGGAUUAUUCUAGGCACCAGUAUUGAGUGCUUCGCAUUUUUUUUAAAUAGAAGGUUGAAGUUUAUUGACUUGCAGUUGUAGCUGAUUCUGAUUUAUGUUUCUGUGACAGCUCUCUUUAUGUGCUAUUGCUCCAAGAAUUGUCGGGAUAAUCCUACAGUUCAAAAUUCAAUAAUUGCUAUUGUAAGCAAAGCUCAUGUCACAGGACACGGUGACCUGAUUCUGUCCAGGGUUUGUUCCAACGGGGACCAAGACCGGGACUGAGAGGAAAACGCUGAGAAAUGACAGGUGAUGGAUCUGUGUCUGUUACGCCGCAGGACAUUUGCCUGUUCUGUGCAAAACCUCGGCCAGCGGUGCACAUUUGUGCUCAUGUCCAUUUAUCUGCAUAUGUGCACCGGUGUGCACACAGUUUGUGUGAAUGUGUUGGCGUUAUGUUUGUGAGUAGGCAAAUUUGAUCUUGUAUGAAAUUGUGUUUUUUGGGGAGUGAAGGAAUGAGAGGUAUGUGCUAUAAAAAAAACAUUACAAACACUGUUUUAAUAUGCGAUAAAAUAGGAGAAGCACUUGUUGUGCUAUUGUCCCCUUUUCUGAAUUAAGUAGGUCGCAUUUCAAACCAUAUGCACUUAUUCUAAAUAAUGGCCUUAUCAGUAGUCUUCUCUUGUCUGUCCCUGCUGUCCUCUCUCAGUCCUCAACACUGCCUCCUCUCUGUAGCUCUAAACCCUGUGAUGCUUAGAUAUACAGGAUAUAUACAUACAUGGGCAGUUUUGUCAUUAACCAGCAGUAUUUAUGAAGUUUUAGGUUAUGAAUUAGUCACAUUGGAAUAAACAUGUCUUUUUUUUGUUUUGUUAUACACAAUCUUUGUAACUGUAUAUUAUUAGUUUGUUCAUCAAAACGGGGCGCAGAAGUUCAACUGAAACAUCUGUAAGCACAAGAAACAAAUUAAAGUGCAUUAUAAUCUUCUAUCAUU
Messenger RNA from Sebastes umbrosus (honeycomb rockfish), 6429 nucleotides. Its product is annotated as arf-GAP with Rho-GAP domain, ANK repeat and PH domain-containing protein 1-like. Gene Ontology annotation, molecular function: phosphatidylinositol-3,4,5-trisphosphate binding; protein binding; GTPase activator activity. NCBI's taxonomy places the organism in Eukaryota, Metazoa, Chordata, Actinopteri, Perciformes, Sebastidae. The transcript is spliced from 34 exons. Bases 202 to 5037 code for a protein of 1611 amino acids. Gene Ontology annotation, biological process: signal transduction; positive regulation of GTPase activity. The record is from RefSeq and is a predicted model, not a curated record.